AUUUUGAAGAACGGUCAAGUGAAAGCUUCUGCAUUCACAAAUAUUGCUGCUAUUAUAAUCAUUAUUAUAAAAAUAAAGCUUUUUAACCUAUAACCUAUACAUGCAAAAUUCUUGAUAAUUGUAUACGCUUAUUCUCAAAGGGGAAUUGCUGCUAAAGUUCGUGGCCAUCAGAUAGAUUGAUUGAUUCCUCUAUUAAAAUGCGAGUAUAUGCACUAGCAAGACCGUAAGUUAUAUUUUAGUUAUAGUUUACAACUUUUAAGAUGUCAUCUAAGAAAAAUAAAAAUUUACAUAAAAUGGAAGAAGAGGUUAGUGACGAUGACACGGAAUCAAGCGGUGCGAGUGAAGACGAUGAUCUUGCUUACGCAGGCAACGAGCAAGUUCAAAUAGACUUUGAGGGCCGAGCGCCAACGGAUCCCGAUUCUCACGGUAUUUGUCAACUCCUGCAACGAGUCUUUUUAAAAGCUCAUGUCAAUUGCAUGCUUUUGGCGGAAUUAAUUAUAGCUCAAAAUUUCGUCGGCAGUGUUAUAAGUCAAUGUGAAUCGGAUGGAAUUGAAAGUGAUGUGGACGAUGAUAUGUGUGAUGAUAGUACUAUAUUUGGCAUAACUACGGUAUUGAAUAUUACCGCAAAAAAAGAUACACCCUGCGUAGACCAAUUGCGUGCAUUUAUUAUCAAAAAGGCGGAAAAACACGCCACUGACGCUGUUGUAAAACAUUUCCGGGAUAUUUUUGGAGAUGAAACCCGCUCGAUAGGUUAUUUGAUUAAUGAACGUUUUAUUAAUAUACCGACAGAAAUUUCGGUGCCACUACUUGAGAAUCUUGAAAGAGAAAUUGUUAAAGCCCACCAAAAAGGCAUGAAAUUUGAUUUUGUUUAUUAUUUAAUGUUUAUAAAGUUAUAUCGCAAAGAAAGCAAAAAGGGCAAACCCCAUCAGGAUUUCUACACUAAUGCUGAAGAAGAACUUCUGGUGGAGAAAGCUAUAAAUUCAUUUGAGUAUUCCGUUGUCGAUGAAUCUGAUAUGGGCAUGGGUGGCGAUUGGUUAAAAGCCGAUGGCAAUCUGAUACCUUACCGUAAGAUUAUAUUGUUUGAUGCUAAACAAUUACCCGAUUUAAUUAUUGAUAUUCGAAAACAAGUUAAAGGAGAGUGAAGUUCUCAUAGCUAAAGGUGGUAAUUUCUUUGAUUAAAAUCAUAAUUACGAUCACAAGGUUUUCUGAUGGAUGGCUCGUUGUACAUUUAUUUAUUUUCGGAGUCGAAAUUCCGGGGUGUGAUUUCUAAGUUAUUGAAAUGAAAAGCUAAUUCGUCGAUCAUAUUCAAAUAUUGCUCAAUGAUGAGUAAAAUUCAUAUGUAAUGCUCCUUGCAUCCAAUUAUUUGGGGAUGGUGCGAUAUACGUUUCAAGGAUGAUUGGAUAAUGAUUUCAAAUUGGAAGAUGUAGAAAAUUAUAAAACAUUAACAGUUUUUCACGUAUACGUUAAGUUCUCUACGUCGUUCAAUUGAACUAAAUAAAAUUCAGAUAAAAAACAUAACAUCCAUAAACAAAUUAACCUAAAAAAUAUUUG
Molecule: messenger RNA, 1551 nt
Organism: Glossina fuscipes
Lineage: Eukaryota; Metazoa; Arthropoda; Insecta; Diptera; Glossinidae
Product: protein BCCIP homolog
Exons: 5
Coding region: 261-1142 (293 amino acids)
Cellular component (GO): nucleus
Source: RefSeq, a predicted model, not a curated record